AUGAUCGGUUGGGCUGCGGCAACGGGCGAGAUCACAUGGGACAGCGUCGUUCUGUUUAUGAUCAUCUUCUUGUGGACGCCGCCGCACUUCUGGGCACUGUCGUUGUUUUCGAGCAAUGACUACGAAGCUGCGCGCAUUCCGAUGAUGCCGAAUGUGAAAGGCGAAUUGUCGACCCGUCGACAGGCGAUGUUCUACGCCGUGAUCAUGGCGCCGGUUGGCGUUCUGCCAUAUAUAAUGGGCUUUGCUGGCAUCGCUUAUGGCGUGAUUUCAACGCUGCUCGGUCUGGCAUUCGUCUACUAUGCAUGGCGCAUGUGGGUUGCGGAUAGCCAUACACAGAUGUUGCUUGCAGCACGCAAACUGUUCCGCUUCUCACUGAUCUACUUGUCUGCGGUGUUUGCGGUUCUGCUGCUUGAAGCACUGGCAAUCAGGCUGCUAACAGCCUUUGGAGUGAUUUGA
This is a messenger RNA of Oppiella nova, 456 nucleotides long. The record is from the annotation of a GenBank genome assembly. Lineage: Eukaryota; Metazoa; Arthropoda; Arachnida; Sarcoptiformes; Oppiidae.